Delphinapterus leucas (beluga whale) is the source of this 2853-nucleotide messenger RNA. The record is from RefSeq and is a predicted model, not a curated record. Lineage: Eukaryota; Metazoa; Chordata; Mammalia; Artiodactyla; Monodontidae.
UUGAAGUCAUGGUAAGAAGGCGGGUGGUGGGAAGUAAGGGAGGUGACGUGUUUUGUGGGUCGGGGGCAGGCCUGGGGGAGGCCUGCAGGCACCUGGGGUUCUGAUUCGGAGAAUCCAUGGGAGGGACGUGGGUUCCGAUUUGUUAUUCCCCGCUCUCCUCUGCGCUCAGGUCACGUGGGCGAGCAACGGCGAUAACUAAAACCCACUGAGCACUCGCCGAGCAUCAAGUGCAUUUGAAGGCUUUAAAACCAUCAUCACAUUCAGUAUAUUUUGGAUCCCCAUUUUGAAAGAUGAAGAAACUGGGGCCCAGAGAGGUGGAGUAAUUUGCCCAAAGAUCCACAGCUGGUGACUGUAGGAGUCGGGAUUGGAACCCAGAUCUGACUUCACCGCCCAAAGUAUCUUUCACUGCACUAUUCGAGGUGUGGAACUGUGCAUCUCAUAAACCCCUUGUGCUACGGUUUGACGCCUCCCUCCUCCUCCGUUCUACCCCAUCCCUCAAUUUAGGCCAAGUAAACAGCGUUUCCCUUCCGACCCCAAGAUGACGCUUUAAACCUGACCGAGAAUUGGGUAGUUAUUAUGAUGAAUAUCUUGCGGAUUUGUUCCCCACUGGGACAUUGAUUGAGUUUCCUGCUUGGGAAUUGUCACACACGCUGUGGAUCCAGUGCCAGCCCAGAGUUGGCUCUCUCAAGGUAUUUGUUGAAUGAAUGAAGGCUGCGCCUCCUUUCCUAUACCUACUUGAGCUGUCUAGAGGAAAGAGGGCCGGUUUAAAAGUCAGACUCUGCCCCACUCACUGGCUGUGUGUCUUUGGGUAAAUUUCUUACUUUCUCUGGGCUUAAUUUUCUCCGUGGUAAAGUAGAAGUAGUGGUUCCCAUCGCAAACAGCUUUUGUGAAGAUCACGUGAGGUAAAGCAUCUGGCUUUACCUUUCUUUCCAUCUCUGGCAGUGAUGCCGGCCUCACAGGAUUGGUGGGAGCCUCCGUGUAAGAUGCUUUGCAGCUGUUCCUUGUGUGAUUAGCAUGGUUGAGUUCCAUGAGAGAAAUGGUCUCCCUGUCUCCCUUUCAGGCUGCCUUCCUCCGAGCUGUGCCGCGGUCGCCAGGGCCAGCUGCAUGGGGAAGGCCUCUCCACGGGCUGUGGUACUGCAGUGGGCGGGAUCCUAGGAGGUGGGUGGGAAGCAGGCCACCAACCUCCAAGGAGAAACCACCCGGCACAGAGACAGAGACAUUUCAGAUGGUGUACCGGUUUGAUGCCAUCAGGGCUUUCGGGUACUUGUCUCAGCUGAAGGUGGCACAGACGGCCCUGACGGUGGUGGCCUUGCCGCCUAGCCUCUACUGGUACUCCCAGGGCCUCAUGACCUUCAACUCCCUGUGCCUGGCGGGCGGGAUCGCUGGCUUUGCCCUGGCCAUGUUGUGCUGGAUGAGCCAUUUCUUCCGGAGGCUGGUGGGCAUCCUGUACGUGAAUGAGUCGGGCACCAUGCUGCGGGUGGCCCACCUGACCUUCUGGGGCCGGCGACAGGAGACAUACUGCCCUGUGGCCGACGUGAUCCCCAUGACGGAAAGCCAGGAUCGGCCUCAGGAGCUGUUCGUGCGGAUCCAGCAGUACAGUGGGAAACAGACCUUCUACCUCACCCUGCGCUACGGACGCAUCCUGGACCGAGAGCGUUUCACACAGGUGUUUGGGAUGAUGGACAAGUUCAAGUGAACGGACGGGGGCCUCCUGCAGGCAGCCUGAGGGUGUGGGCGGGGCUGAAGGAGGGGGUCGGGCAGCUGGAGACUUUGCCGGGGCCCCUGGGAACUUGUCUUUUGGGAUAAGGAAAUUCAUGAGAUGGAAGUAACUGGGUUUAGAAAGAGGCCCUGAGUGCAGAUUCUUAACUGCACUUGUGUGUGACAUUCAGAUAAUGGCCAGAAGUUUCUGUUAAGAGCCAGUUCUUGGAGGAAGCGAUGCCAAGCUCUCUCGAACAAUUACACUGCUGUGAAACCAAAGAGAGAGAGGUGGGGGGCGGGAGCCAGAAGACUUGGGUCUGUCCGUUUCCAAAUCCCUGUCCUGGGGCAGGUUAUCAAGUCUCUCAGAACCUUGAUUUUCACAUCUUAAAGUGGAAAAAUCCUCCCUGUCUCCUGGGAUGGGUGUGAGAAUAAACAAUAAAUGUCAUUGUUAGUUCAGAGGUGAUGGCGCCGCAAAAGGCUUCCAGGCAAUGGGUAGGGAUUUCACCAGCCCUAUGCUGCGCCCCCUUGUGGACCCGGCGGCGGGGGGACCAGGAUGAAGCCUAGAGGUGGGUCGUUCAUCCUGCCAGCACGGUAGCUGCACAGCCACUGGGGCAAGGUUGUAAUCCGAGCAAGUUCACCGCCCAGAGGUCUAGGGGCUCUCACAUCAGAAGGCUUUGCAGUGUGAUAAAGUCAGAUGAACUAUACGCUGGUGUGAUACUUUAUCAAAUAAAGCCAGUUAUAUGUAAUGUUCCCCGUAAUUAGCAAUAUGCUUAUUAUAUAAUUUGUAACAAAGAGGAAAGAAGUCAUGAUCUUUAAUUCUACCACUCAGAAGUCAAUAACUAAAUUUUGUUUUGUGACCUUCAAGUCUUUUUUUAUUUUCAAAUCGUAGUAAAAUAUAAAUUUAUCCUUUUAAUCAUUUUAAGUGUACACUAAGUGGUAUUAAGUAUAUUUAGUGUUUUGCAACCAUCACCUCUCUCCAUUUCCAGAACUUUUUCGUUAUCCCAACCAGAAGCUCUGCACCCAUUAAAUAGUAACUCCCCAGCACCCCCUUUCUCCAGCCCUUGGCAACCACUAAUCUGCUUUCUGUGUCUAUGGAGUUGCCUGUUGUGGGUAUUUCAUGUAAAUGGAAUCAUCCGCUGUGUGGCGGCCUUUUAU